Carya illinoinensis is the source of this 1156-nucleotide messenger RNA. Its product is annotated as 1-aminocyclopropane-1-carboxylate oxidase 4-like. The record is from RefSeq and is a predicted model, not a curated record. The transcript has 2 exons. NCBI's taxonomy places the organism in Eukaryota, Viridiplantae, Streptophyta, Magnoliopsida, Fagales, Juglandaceae. The coding region runs from base 421 to 1038 and encodes 205 amino acids.
UGUCCCAUCCCUGCAGCAACAGAAUUGCUCCACUCGUUUGUUCUCGUCUUAUCUACAUUUUCUUCUGUAGAAUCUAUACCGGCUUGAACCUCGCAAGUCACCGGUAGGAUUUCCAAUUCCACAGCCCAGGACAGGGGAACACAUGGAGGAAGACAAAGGUUGCUUCCAUCAAGCCAGCUUCAUCGACCAAAAGGGCCGUUUGAGAAUCUCAAGAGUCCCCGUGGUGCAGGAAUUAGCACGCCAAGGACUCCAUUACUUGCCAGAUAACUUCAUCAAACUGCGCCCCGACCAACCAAUCACACCCUCUCUCGUCCAUGAGUUCAAUACCUUUCCAUCCAUCAAUAUGGCUAAGUUACGGCUGGGGUCCGAGCCCGAGGGUCGAGCCCACGAGCUAGCCAAGCUAGCCAGUGGUGCCAAAGAAUGGGACUCCAUGUUUGGCCUCAGAAACCCAAUAAUUUCCGGCAAGCCAUAGAGCAAUACGUCAAAGAAUCAAGAAAGGUCUUCAACGACCUACUCGAAGCCCUUGCCGAAUCCUUUUCACUGGAAAGACAUGUUUUUGUGCAGUAUUUCCAUCAUAAAGAUAGUGAGGUUAAUGUGAGAGUGAACUACUACCCACCAUGUCCAAGGCCAGACCUUGCCCUGGGCAUCACCCCACACACGGAUGCAAGUGCUCUCACUCUCCUAAUGGAAUUUGACACCACCGGAGGACUCCAAGUGCUCAGGGACCGAAAGUGGGUUGCUGUGCCAUGGCCACGGGAUACAUUGCUGGUGAAUGUGGGAGACAUCCUAGAGAUAAUGAGCAAUGGAAGGUUGAAGAGCCCAUGGCACAGGGUUGUGACCCAAAUAGAUGCCGAGCGAUUCUCGAUUGCUUUGUUCUACAAUCCACCCUCCCGGACUGAGAUUGAGCCUGCAAGGAUCAAUGCAACCAUGGAGCGUGAAGUUUACAAGAAGGUGGCGCUUAGGGAUUAUUUGCAGCACUUUUAUAAGAUCAGUCCCACAUCUGAGAAACAAGCAAUCGACUUUGCCAAGGUUCAGUGACUUCGAUAACUGGGCGAAAGUUUAAUCGAAGUGGUUUCUACAUUGCAAAACUAACCGGAUUUGGUCUGGUUUCGGUUAUGUACUUUUCAUAGACGGAUUAAAAAUAUAUAUAAAUUAA